Messenger RNA from Alternaria metachromatica, 315 nucleotides. RefSeq lists its product as uncharacterized. Lineage: Eukaryota; Fungi; Ascomycota; Dothideomycetes; Pleosporales; Pleosporaceae. The coding region runs from base 1 to 315 and encodes 104 amino acids. The transcript has 2 exons. The record is from RefSeq and is a predicted model, not a curated record.
AUGACAAAUGAAGUAACUGACGGCCUACAUGCAGGAAACAUCACCUUCCUGAUCAAGUACACUGUCGGUCCCAACAUACCCGCUUCCCAGAUCUCAAUCACUGUCGUCGAUGUCCGCGGCCACAAUGAUUGCGAAGUCGGUCACAAGGCAACUGUAUGCAUCCACUACGGCCCAGGUGACUUUACAGUCAUAGUGCGGAAGCAAGUCAAAUGGGGCCAGAAUGUUGUACAGGCACUCGGAGAGAAGGUGGAUAAGGCUGUCAGAGAGAUCCUGAAGAACGAGGGGGACGAUGGAUAUGGAGACUUCAAGGACUAG